This is a messenger RNA of Artibeus jamaicensis (Jamaican fruit-eating bat), 2737 nucleotides long. It is a transcript of the gene CYGB, whose product is annotated as cytoglobin. Gene Ontology annotation, molecular function: iron ion binding; heme binding; oxygen binding. Lineage: Eukaryota; Metazoa; Chordata; Mammalia; Chiroptera; Phyllostomidae. The transcript has 4 exons. Gene Ontology annotation, biological process: oxygen transport. The coding region runs from base 909 to 1481 and encodes 190 amino acids. The record is from RefSeq and is a predicted model, not a curated record.
UGGGUAUUUACAGAGGGGCAGGGGGUGCUGGACGGAAGGAAAGGGGGCACUGGCCUCUGGCGCUCAACUUUGACAGCGGUCCCCAAUCCCCUCAUCAGGCACUGGGGUAGGGAGACGACCCAGCCCUAACCGUCCUUUGCCCCGGGUCCGGAACUCAGGGAGCGGCGCCACGGGCCCCAGCCGCCCGCUCGCUCGGGAGAGGCCGGGAGUCCGCGGAACUCAGAUCCGACCGCGGGGCCGCGGGAGAGGCUCAGUUCCCCCCCUUCGGCGGGCGACCACACCGCAAACGCCUAGAAGUCUAUGACUUUGAGGCAGUUCCCCGCAGCGUGAAAGGUGCUCACACGCACGCGUCCGGACACCGACCGCAGCGCCAGCGGGGUCGCGGGGCCCCCUGACCCGCACCCGCCGGGGCGCACUCGCCAGCGCCCCCACCGCCCGGCGCCGCGUGACCGCCCCUCUUGCCCGGACCCCCCAGCCCAGCCGCCACACCCACGUCUCAGCCCCGCCCCGCGGUCAAACUCCGUGGGGUCCCUGCGGGAGGGCGGGCGAGCGCCGGCCCGUCGCCCCCACCCUGUGCAGCCCUCACCUUGCAAAGAUUAGCUCAGGCAAACGGGGUUUGGAGAGAAUUUGUUUUGGUCUUGUGUUUUUUUCUCACAUUUUCCUAUCAGACCACAUCCCCGCCCCCCGCUCGCGGUCCCCCGCCCCCCGCACAUAUACCCUGCGCGCAGAAACACACACACAGACACACACACACAGACACACACACACACGCGGCGCGCACAGACACGCUCCCUCCCGCCGGCGCGCUCUACCCCUCGCCCGCCCGCCGCGCACGCAGCCGGCCCCGGCUCCCCGCGACCCGCGCCCCGCCGCCGCCGAGCGAAGCCGGGCUGGGCUCGGUGCUGCCCAUGGAGAAAGUGCCCGGCGAGAUGGAGAUUGAGCGCAGGGAGCGGAGCGAGGAGCUGUCCGAGGCGGAGAGGAAGGCGGUGCAGGCUACGUGGGCCCGGCUCUAUGCCAACUGCGAGGACGUGGGGGUGGCCAUCCUGGUGAGGUUCUUUGUGAACUUCCCCUCAGCCAAGCAGUACUUCAGCCAGUUCAGGCACAUGGAGGAGCCUCUGGAGAUGGAGCGCAGCCCCCAGCUGCGGAAGCACGCCUGCCGGGUCAUGGGGGCCCUCAACACCGUCGUGGAGAACCUGCACGACCCCGAGAAGGUGUCCUCCGUGCUCGCCCUGGUGGGCAAAGCCCACGCCCUCAAGCACAAGGUGGAGCCCGUGUACUUCAAGAUCCUCUCUGGGGUCAUUCUGGAGGUGAUCGCCGAGGAAUUUGCCAACGACUUCCCGCCUGAGACACAGAGAGCCUGGGCCAAGCUGCGCGGCCUCCUCUACAGCCACGUGACCGCUGCCUACAAGGAAGUGGGCUGGGUACAGCAGGUCCCCAACGCCACCACCCCGCCGGCCACGCCGCCCUCUUCGGGGCCGUAGGGUCCCUUCUGCCCUCCCCCCUCCCAGGCAGCACCUUGAGCAGAAGGCCCAGUUCUGAAGACCCUCCUUGACCCUCCAUUUCUGGGUGCCAAGGAAGCUGGAGGAGCCCCUGACUCGUCUUCCUGGAAAGAGGCCUCUGCCUCGGCCACGGCCCGUCUGGAGCCGCCAGGAGGUGGCACUGGAUGCUGACCCACUGGGUGGCGGGUGGCCUGUGGGGGUGGGGGGUCCCCUCCUCCUUGAAGAGCCAGGCCCACUCUUCUUAGCUUUUCUACUAACCGUUAGAGACCGAGCUGAGCAGCUGGCAGGAGGCGGGGCCAGGUCUGCGUGCCGCUGCGGCCGCAGGCGCCUGCCCUAUUCCUAUCUGCCGGCCAGCAUGCGGGUCUCCUCAUUGCCUCUCUAGACUAUCACGCACACGUACCCACCAUAUACACAGAUAUAUUCUAUAUACAACCUAUAUAAAUAUAUACAGACCUAUCUAUAGCGAGUGUCCGUGGGGCCCAGAGGCACAUGGGAAGCCUCCGUUCGGCCCAUCUGCGUGUGGGGCGGGGGGAUCCUGGUCAUGCUUCUGGGCAGAGAGCUGAGUGUUCUGGGCAAGAUGGGGGUGCCACAUCCGCGCAGAGAGGAUCUGGGCCUGUGGGCAGUGUGGCGGGGACCCAAGGGCCUGCAUGGGCAGGGUGGGGGUGCCACAGCCCCUUCUCUGACCAUCUCCCCGCAUCCCUGCCCUCCACUUCUAGGAGAGGAGGGUUCGGUUCUCCCCACCUUCACGCUGCACUUGAGGAUGUGUGUGGCUCCCUGCCUUGCUCCAAAACGGGCAAAGGGCAGGCAGAGGGGCCAGGAGUUCUGGACGGGACGGAUGUGCUGGGGGAGGGGCCUUGGUAAAAAAACAAAACCCUCCAAUGCCAGCCCCAUCUGCUUCUGUCACUGAGACAGCCCCAGAGGGAGGAGGGAUGGUGACGACGGGACCAGAUGCCUCCAUCUCAGCCUGGAGCUCUGGGGGCCCAGGGCCGCCCCCGCUGCCCUCCUGGCUGCCGGCUGGGUCUGAGGGGCGGGGGACAACUCCCGGUGUGUGCCCCUUGGUCACGUGUAUCGUUCCCAAGGCUGUGUCGCUGCUGUGACUGUUGUGCCUGUGUCCCCUCCUGUCCCAUCCUUGUGCAGCCGUCCGUGUAACUGCCUGCCCCCCUUUUGUAGCUCCUGACGUCUGUACGCGGACCCAGCUGUGCCAUUAAACAGGCUCCUCUUCCUGCCGUCUGCCCCUC